Messenger RNA from Pundamilia nyererei, 3720 nucleotides. RefSeq names its product hyaluronan-mediated motility receptor (RHAMM) (gene hmmr). Gene Ontology annotation, molecular function: hyaluronic acid binding. NCBI's taxonomy places the organism in Eukaryota, Metazoa, Chordata, Actinopteri, Cichliformes, Cichlidae. The transcript has 20 exons. Bases 283 to 3372 code for a protein of 1029 amino acids. The record is from RefSeq and is a predicted model, not a curated record. Gene Ontology annotation, cellular component: membrane.
AGUAAAAUAUAUAAUUUCUACAGUUACGGAUUUACACAAAAUCCGAAACUACACUUUCUAAGUAAACUUGAGGGCUAUUUGAAUUUGUUGUGAAAAGAAGACGCUCGCGAUAUCCGGAACUGCGUCAUGGGGACUGGAUUCCUAUUGGCUACGGGCAGAUAAAUCUACGCAUGACGUUAUUUUGAAAUUUCAGCGGCGGAGCGUUGCUUGUCAGUGAGAGCUGCACUACAGCCUUUGUGACACUUCUAGAAAUUCAAAGUUAGUCACAUACAGUGGAAUAAAAUGUCUUUUUCACGAGCUCCUUUGAGGAGAUUCAACGAACACGUAGGUUGCGCCCCUCCUCCGGGGUCCUAUGAGAUUAAACCUGGGGACCUGAGAGGAGCGACAUCCUUUGACAAAUCUGAUCGAUUCAAACCUCCUAAAGCGGCUGAUGGAGCUGCUAUGCUGCCGCCACCACCAUCGCCUUCCAGAAAUGCCUUAGUUUCUCCUGUCCGCAGGACUCUGUCGCUUGAUGUCCUUCCUGAAGGGUCAAGUGCAAAGAAAGACAGGAAUGGCAUGACUGCGGAGAGGAAGCAGCAGAAACUACUGGAGAAGGAGAUCCGGUCCCUGGUGCAACAGCGUGGGGAGCAGGAUCGUCGGGUACUCGCCCUGGAAGAAGAGCUAAAGAAGGUAGAGGCCAAGCUGUUGGCUGCAAUCAGGGAAAGGACCGGGCUCACUGCCAGUGUUACCACACUUGAGAGACAGCGAGCUGAACUCAAGAAAGUCAACGAGUUCCUAAAAAACAAGGUGUCUGCUGAUACAACAAAAAAGAGAAUCAAUUCCCUUACCAUGGAGUUGAUGGAAGCUAGGAACACUUUGGAUGUGAAAAACCAGGAAUUUAGUGUACUUCAGAUUAACACUGAAGGCCAAAUAAAAGUUUUAGAAACUGACCUACAAGCUGCAAGGGCUACACUCGCAGCUUUAAAGGACAGGAAUAAAGACUUGGAGGACCUCCAUCAGGUGACAAAAAGUCAGAAUGAAGAUCUGGAAAAGGAAAAUGCUCGAUUACAUGCUGUGAUACGGGAGCUCAGGGAGGAGAUCCGUGUAGUGCAGGGAUACCUGGAUGCAACCAAUGAUGAAAACCAGGAGCUCCGCUUGAAGAUUCAAGAGAAGACACAGAACACUGUUGCUGGUUCCCAAGUGGAGAAACUAAAGCAGCUGGAGUCCGAACUAGAGCGGUGUGUUUCUGAGCUUGAAACCACUCAAGAUGCGCUGCGGCAAAAAGAGGAGGUGGUACGCAAACUCCAGCAAGAGCUGCAGUCAACAAAGGAUGCUUUAUGGGAAAUGGAAAAGAAGUUGGAGGAACAAGAGCAGGAGCUGAAGUCUUCUAUGAGUGCCAUGGAGGAACAAAUAAAGUUAGCCAACCAAGAUGUUCAAGAAUCUCAAGUGACAGUAGGCCAGCAGGAAGCAGAGCUUUCUAGACUGAGGGAGGUGCUCCGGAGAACGGAGAAGGAGCUGGAUGAGCGAGUGGCGCAUCUUGAACAGAGGUGUCUGUUUUCCGAGGAAGAGAGAAGCAAGACUCAGGAGGAGGGACUAAGGAGGGUGGAAGAGUUGAAGAAGGAGCUGGGCUUGCUAAAGGAGGCUAAAAAAGAGGAGACAAAGAGAUGCACUGAGCUCCAGGAAGAACAUGCCAAGCUUACUGAGGAACUGGCAAAGGAAAGGUCAUUAGUGGACUCCCUAUCUGUGCUAGUGGAGCAGGAGCGAGAGGAUUCUGAGAAUCUGUUCAGACAGCUAAAGGAAGAGAUGGAAGAGGUCCUGGGAGAGCUUGCCCUUAUGGAAGAACAGGAGCAGAAUAAUCAGGAAAUGACAGAGAGUUGGGAGACCCUCCAAAGGCAGCUGGAGAGACAGCUGAGUGAUACAGAAGCACUUUUGGAGAGUAAAAGCAAUGACGUGGCAGCUGUGAAAGAGGAGCAUUUAGCUGCUGUGAGAGUGCUUGAAGAGGCGCACACAAAGUCCCUGAGCAAGAUGGCAGAAACUGUCACGGAGCUGGAAAGUACCAGAGAGGCUUUAAAGGAAGCAAAGGAAAGGCAGAGAGAGCUAGAACUUGAAAUUAAGGAGGUGAUCCUCACAGGGUUUCAACAGAAGGAGGAGGAGAUCAAGAGAGUCAGGGAAUGGUUAAAAGAGCAGCAGGCGAUACAGUUAGCUGGAGUGAAAGCCAGCGAGCAGAUUUUGAGAAUGUUGCUGGAGGUGCAGGCUUGCCUUGCACAAAAAGAUGAUGAGAUGAAGGCCGCGGAGGCGAGCCACGCUGUUCAGAUCAGUCAGCUACAGCAGGAGGUACAGCUGCAGAAAAAGGAGAAAGAAGACGCACUGGGACAACUGGGGGAAGAGAGAGGUCAGAGUGUAGCUCAGUUCCAAAAAGAGAGGGAAAAAGCCCAGAAACUGCUGGAGGAAAUCAGUGGGGAAAAGGAGGAAAUGACGACACAGCUCAAACAAGAAAGAGAGGAGAAGGUUAAAAUUCAGAUCGCCCUUCAGGAGGAGAAGGAAGCAUGUGAGGUUGAAAGGAAAGACCACCAGCAGCUAAGGUCAGAGGUGAUCAGACUACAGACUGAGCUCGAGAGAUUAAAGGAGGAAAGGAAAGGUCUACUGUCUCAGGUAGAGCUCAGAGACCAAUCUAAGGUGGAUCUUGAAAAUCAACUUAGCACGGCCGAGCAGGCCAGAAAUCUGCUUCAGUCUCACCUGGAUGAGGUUGAACAAGAAACCGAGAGCUUCCGGGCCCAAUUAGGCCUCGCAGAAGAGAAAACACAAGCUCUGCAGCGCGUGUUGGAUGAGGUGCGACAAGACGGACGAGCUAUAAGAGAGCAGGUAAAAGUACUGACUCAGGAGAAGGUUACGCUGCAGUGGGAGUUGGAGGAGCAGCGGCAGGAACUGCAAAGACAAAUAACUGAAGCACAAGAGAAGAGUUCUUCAAGUUCAGAGACCGAGCACUGGAAGAAACAAUAUGAGGAACUGUUUGCCAAAGUCAAGCCCUUCCAGGAACAGCUCGAUGCCUUUGCAGCAGAGCGAAAUGCACUACUUAAUGAGAACGGGGCAAACCAGGAGGAAUUAAACAAACUGGCUGACGCUUACGCUCGCCUCUUGGGACACCAGAACCAAAAGCAGAAGAUCAAACACGUGGUGAAGCUGAAGGAUGAGAACAUCUCUCUGAAACGGGAGGUGUCUAAGCUUCGCUCUCAGGUGAGCUGGCUAAAGACUGAUCUGGAGCAAGUGAAGUCAAAGCUCCCCAGUGCGCCUCGCCGCAGGUUUGACCCCAGCAAAGCUUUCCAACAUGAUAAGGAGAACAGGCAAGCUGAAGCGUCUGAGCCGCUUAAAGAUGGAAACCAUUAUGGACUUUAGGCUUUAGGACUCUGCUAGCAGCGCUGCCAAGAGACUUUUCUGAGAUCUAGUAUCUGUGGGUUAUGAGAGUGUAAACUGAGGUUUUACAGCCUUUUGUUUUAGUGUGUACAUUUUGUGUUUGGAUUUUUUUUUUUUUUUUAACAAAAACUGUUUAAAUUUAAUGAGGUAAAAGAUGGAAUAAAGUCUUAGAUGCUAACAAUUUGAGAUCAAAAGUGUAACUGGCUAAAAAUCCAAGGUGCAUUUUGCUAACUGAAUUUGAAUCUUUUUCAUUAAUCUUAGGGUUGUAGUAAUUAUCUCAUGGGGAAAAGCUCUGUCUUAUUCUGUAAAUAAAGACAAAUUUUAAUACUC